Messenger RNA from Hyalella azteca, 6629 nucleotides. It is a transcript of the gene rdx, whose product is annotated as protein roadkill. The transcript has 10 exons. Gene Ontology annotation, molecular function: ubiquitin protein ligase binding. Bases 922 to 2058 code for a protein of 378 amino acids. Gene Ontology annotation, cellular component: nucleus; cytoplasm. Gene Ontology annotation, biological process: proteasome-mediated ubiquitin-dependent protein catabolic process; regulation of proteolysis. The record is from RefSeq and is a predicted model, not a curated record. Lineage: Eukaryota; Metazoa; Arthropoda; Malacostraca; Amphipoda; Hyalellidae.
UCCACGCCCCCAUCGCUGAGCUCGGCCAUUGCUCUCCACGGGCGUUACACUACCGGCACCAUUUCUCCCCACACCAACUCGACCGUCUCAUACGUGGACCGGGUCCCUCUUUUGCCUGAAGUGAACCCCGUACUGGACCCUGCUGGGACAAACUCCAUCGUCGAGUGUGCCGAGUCUGUGUCGGCGGAACAGCCGCGUCGCUCACUACGAUCGCAUCGUGCGCGUGGUGCUAGUGAGUGGAACCUUAGGGCGUUGCUGGGGUCCGUGAGGAGCGGUGACGCUGGUGCCCAGGUACAUACGGCCCAGCCCCCCAGCCCGCCUGCCCAGCCCCCCCAGCAUCGCCCUCCUCCUCCCCCCCAACAACAACAAUACCCCCCACCGCGGGUUGACCCCCUAGUAUCUAUACUUUCGGUGCCGUCCACUGCUACUUUGCCAUCACUUCUGCAUCUUCAUCACAAGAGCUGCAGUGCACCGGUCUCGUGCUCUGCACCAGCCACUUGUCCCAGCGGCGCAGUGGAUUCUCGCACUCCUUCCUCCACAUCCUCCCCCUCCAGUGCCCCAGUCAGCUCCACAGCACCCGCAUUUGUGGGAGUCCGGCCGCACUCUCUUAAUCCCCUAGCACUUCCCCAGUCUUUGCUCCCACAACGACAACAACAACAACAUCAGAGGACCUUGCCUUCGCUGCAUCAAUCACUCACUUCUCAGGGCGUUAUUCCUGGCGGUGGUCUUGUGAACACGACAUCUUCGUCAUCAUCAUCCAGCCUCCCUCACCAUCAUCGUCACGUGCAUCAUCAAAUACAGCACCAUCCAGCCAGCAGCAGCAAUAGUUUCAACACAAGCGGCAACAUCAACGCCAUCAUUGCCAACAACAGCAACAACAACGGCAUUAGCUGCAGCAGCAGCACUACCAGCACGGCUACAAUGGCCACAAGCAGAGUCCCUUCACCCACACCGACGGAACCCAACACACCCGUCGCCGAAAACUGGUGCUACACCCAGGUGAAGGUGAUCAAGUUCAGUUACAUGUGGAGCAUCAACAACUUCAGUUUCUGUCGGGAAGAGAUGGGCGAGGUUUUGAAGUCGUCGACCUUUUCUGCUGGUGCCAACGACAAGUUGAAAUGGUGUUUACGUGUUAAUCCUAAAGGUCUGGAUGAGGAAAGCAAAGACUACCUCUCCUUGUACCUGCUGCUAGUCUCGUCGAAUAAGUCUGAAGUCAGGGCCAAGUUCAAAUUCUCCAUACUAAAUACCAAGAGAGAAGAAACUAAAGCAAUGGAGUCUCAGAGAGCCUACAGAUUCGUCCAGGGUAAAGACUGGGGUUUUAAGAAAUUCAUCAGAAGAGACUUUUUGUUAGAAGAAGCCAACGGUCUCCUACCUGAUGAUAAACUCACACUCUACUGCGAGGUGUCGGUAGUGGCGGACAGCGUUAACAUCAGCGGCCAGAGCAACACGGUGCAGUUUAAAGUGUCGGAGUGCCGCCUCUCUGAGGACCUGGGGAUGCUGUUUGAUUCUCAGCGCUACUGCGACGUCACGCUCGCUGUCGGCGCCAGGGAGUUCCAAGCACACAAAGCUCUCCUAGCUGCUCGGUCUCCGGUGUUCGCUGCGAUGUUCUCACACGAGAUGGAGGAGCGCAAGCACAACCGCGUCGAGAUCAUGGACGUGGAGCCUGAGGUGCUGCACGAGAUGUUGCGCUUCAUCUACACCGGCAAGAGCAACAACCUCACCAGAAUGGCUGACGAUCUUCUUGCUGCUGCUGAUAAGUACGCGCUGGACCGCCUGAAGGUGAUGUGCGAGGAGGCGCUGUGCACGAACCUAAGCACCGAGAACGUGGCCGACGUGCUGAUCUUGGCAGACCUUCACAGCGCCGACCAACUCAAGGCGCAGGCCAUCGACUUCAUUAACACUUGUUGCAGACACGCGACUGACGUGAUGGAGACCACGGGCUGGAAGGCAAUGAUCAGCAGUCACCCGCACCUCAUCGCCGAGGCUUUCAGGGCGCUAGCAACACAACAGACGCCUCCCAUGGGGCCUGCACGCAAGAGAAUAAAGGCCAGUCCCUGAAAAUACCAGCCUUUAGGUCUCAUAUCUAAGCUCAUCCCAGCGCCCUCAUCCAGCUUGCUUGGUGUUUGCAGGUGAACUAAUUCAUUCUUGAAAUCUUCUUUUUGCUGAUUUACUCCGGAAACUGCUUUAGCUGAAGUGUACCAAUAACUGAACCAGCAGAGGAUGUAUAAAUUGGUUUUGUAUUCUAAAUUUUUUUUCGUUUGUUUGAAGUGUCAGUGCAAGGUACUAUUUGCAAAAAUACAGGCCGACUUUGUUUAACAGUAUUGGCUGUAUAUUCAGGUCUGCUAGUGCAAAUCAUGCUCUCCCAAAUGUUCUUUAUUAAUAUUCCAGUCACUACGAAAGAGUUUCAAGGCAAGGUAGAGUUUCACCGUGUUUCUGUGAUGAGAUGUGUACAUAGCUUUUGUGUUAGCGUUAGAGGGGCCAUGUCUUCAACUCGGUCUCGCAAGUAUCCAGUCUACGCCAAGGAAUUAGAGGGUUUUGAGUGGUACGUUGUAGUUAGCAAUGGAAGUCUAUAUUGAAGGUUGACUUUUUGUUUCAUGUAAAAAUGAUUUUUUUUUGUGAUGAACUAAUUGGAUCAUAGUAUAGUAAAGUUUUUCAAUUGACCCAUGAUUUCUAAGACUCCAUUAUUCUUAACAAAUUUAGACAUCGGUUUCUGUCUGUCACUCGUUUUUAUUUCUUUUUCUGUUAGAUAUUUGCGAUGAAGUUUUCAAUAGCUGCAGUUUAUCUACAAAUUUUAAUGCAAUCUUACUGUGUUUAAUUUUAGUUCUGGUAAAAUUUUUUCCAAGUUCUGCUUGGAAGUUGCGUACUACAAAUAAAGCUUUUGAGCAUUUCCUGUUUAUGGUUCCGGAAUGAAUUUUGUAAGUAGAACUAGAGUUUAAAAAGGAACAAAACGGUCGCAGAUUUUUAUGUGAAAACUUAAGGCGAUGUUGUUGAUAAGAGGUUAGGACGACAGCUGUAGCUGUUUGUUGCACUCCCCUCAUACCUGAUGUUCUGCACCCGCAACUGAUGGUUCUGCUGGAUGUGUUUACUGGUACUAUCAUAGGACUGUGCCUGCGAUUCUCUUGGUGACCCCCACACUUUGUACAGACUAAGAGGCUGAGAGAAAGACGUUCUAAAUGUUAUGUCCCCUUCAUUUUGAUCUCAAGUAACGUCCUAUUACGCCUAGUUUAUGGAGCGUCACACUCAUUAUCUUUGAUGUUUUUGUGCUGCCGAGGCUCUCUUGUUUUGCUCGCACUCACCGCCAUCGUAUAGUUUUAAUGAUAAUACUUGCUUUCCAUGUCCAUCCAUAGCCUAUUUAUGUGUCAUUUCGGUCUGUCAUUUAAGUUGAUGAUACGCAUGUGCGCAUAUCAUCGAUAACAAUAUAGAAGUGUAUUUCAACUUUGUUCCGAACAUGUUAGGUAAUCAAGCUCAGAGAAUUCAAUAUUUCAUUGGUAGCUCUAGUCCGUAAUUCUUCACAUCAACAUACUGUGAUGGAUGAAAUAUUUCACUCAUGGAUACAAAAUCGUACAUUGUAAAGGAUAUCGGUAUUCAGUAAACAAUGUUACGGUCGUUUUUGAAAUAGUAAUGCAUUCGUUAUUAUGCAUAAAAAAUUUCCUUGUCUCAGCCCUCGUUAUUUCUGCAGCAACUGAUUCUAGUCGACAUCUUAGACUAGUGCCAACACUGGCCACAAGUGAUAGAUUUUCCAUGCGAUAACUAAAAUUCUCUUCCUGGAACGUGAUUACAUUUUACACCUUCUGAUCUUACUAAGAAACAGAACUCAAAAGUGUGAUUGAUUGAAAAAAACUGCCACUAAGUGAUAGCUUUUCACACAUUUUGAGUUAUGUAUCUUCUCACCAGUCGAGUGGGCUAGCUGAGGAAAUUGUAUAUAUAAUAACGGAACAUUAAAUCAAUUUUGGUACUCAAGAGAAUUCCUGUAGCAACUGUACUGAUUUAUACUAGAGCCCCCAACCCCUUCUCUGUUGUAAGACUGUACAUAGUAGGAAUUGAUGUGAUGCUUUCUUAUCUUUAAGUGAUGGAUGAUCGCUUUUCUUUUUGCCUGUUAACUGUAAACUUGUGAGCGUUUCAGUUCAUCGUCAGUUGUUUUAUAUAUUAAGAUACGAUUUUUGUGAAGCGUGUAUUUUGGUAACUCUCUGCAACGUAGCAGUUGGUUAACUACAAACUCAGGUACAGCAUCGUUGAUCCAGUUGUCGCAUUCAUUAUCUUGUUGCUUGCUUACUCACAUUUCAUCGUAGAUAUUCUCGUAAGAACUUAAUGUCUUUUCUUGUAAUUUUUCCUCACAUUGGUUUUUCUACAAACAUAACAUUAAUAUAAGUUCUAAACCAAUACGGAUGUCAAAUGUUAGAAUCACGAUCUCUGUAAUUAAUUUGCUAGAAUUCAUUUAAAACAUCCGACCGACAAUCGAAAUUCUUGAGGUUCAAUAUCCGGUAUCUUUUUCAGUGUUAAUUUGCAUCAAAAGGUGGUAUCAAAUUUUCUCGUCCAAAAUUUUAGGUCAGUUUGAGAUUGAAAUGAAGUUAUACGUGUUACAGAUAUCUAUGUGGUAUAGAUAUGAUUUCCCUUUUGAUUAUUAACCGAAAUUUGUAAGAUUUUAAAUUGCUUCUAUAUUUGGUUUAUUUUUCAAGCCAUUUCUGUUACUGUCGUGAUGCGUGCGUGUGAUGUCGAUUAAAGAAAAGGUAAUUUUGCCAACCUUGUUGAUGAUUAACUCAAUUUCAAUUAUCGCCACUUUUGAAAGACAUUUUUGUUAUUCACUUGCAGAUUUGUAAAAUGAAUUAGUAUUGAGGUGUGACCAGGAAUAAUAAAUGUUAUAUUGUUAACGGAGGAGCCUGUGAUUUCCAACUUUGUAUCCUAGCUUAUCCCUGAUUAAAAUCGAGAUCUUUAUAUAAACUUUCACUUGCUGCAGAUUUUUUUUUUUUUGAGGGAAUUAGGCUAGAUCUUCCCCAAGUUCUGUAUAUAGAAGACAGGAAUUAAAUUACUUUUGAGUAUUAUUUUUUCAUCGGGAAACAUCUUCAGUUCAUCAUUUGGUAUUUGAAAUAUGAUAAUGUAUUGACCAUUGCCCAGAUGUAUAUUCUAUUAACCUGUUGUGACUUGUAUUCAAUAUUGUAAUGAUUCUGGCCAGCAAUAUGUAGAGGACGGCAGUCACGCGCAGGUUCAAGCGUACAGUUCGCCACUCACGAGUACAGAUGGUGGAAUUACUCUGCCAAACGUCAUUGAGUCUAAAUUCUCUAAUUCAAAUUAAUUCUAGUUCUACACUUAAUUUAAUAGUUCCGGAGCCAUGUUGAGGCAAUGAAUAUUGGCAUGGGCAGUCAAAAAACAAAUUAAAAGCUUUCUCUUUGCGCCGAAUUUCGCUCAUAUAAUUAUCAUAAAUGCAUCGAAAACGUAGAACAUCAUGACACGUUCGACACUUUUGCUGAACAUUUAUUAGGGCUGGUCCGAAUAGCAAGGUUAAAUCUUACUCUCAAUUAUGAAAAGCAGUUGUUGGAUAUUAUAAAAUCGCUGAUGAUUGUAUAACGACCUUGUGGGCCUCAACUUCAAUGCUGCGAUGCGCCCUCACCGAACUUCAUUUCUGGCGUUUUCUUAAUUAAAUUGCCCGAUCUGUUGACGUUAUUGGAACUCUUAUAAUAGAAGUAAAGCUCUAUAGUAGCGGACUUGCAUCACAUGUUCACAUCAUAUACUCUGUUGCCGUUCUUUUUACUUGUUGUAUUGUGUUACCGUAUGUUGCAGGAUACGUUCACGUGCUGCAGAAUUUAAGUACUGACGUUGUUCUUGUAUUUUCGAUGGCCUCCCGGCACUGCCUCUGACCCACCUAUCUAGGCUAAGUCGUUGCCAGUUUUAUGGCCGCGCUUUUUGUCCUCAAAAGUUUUGAGGAAAAUUGCAGGAUGAAUAUUUUUAGUAAAGAUCAUAGCAAAGGAGGCUCUCUCGUUUUCUUUCCAAUCUUGAUUUAGUGAAAAUGGAACUUGUUCGUCUACAGUUGACGUCUAUUUGCCUUGCUUAAAAUGGAACCUUGUCUCUUGUAUUUUGGCAUCUACUUCAUUUCUGAAAGAUUGAACGUCCUUUAUUUUUCGUGCAAGUAUGGAAAAUUUUACGAGGUUAUGCUGCUCUUUUACCUCAAUUGUAGGGAAGUGGGCGUGCGACUAGCUUGCUUUUUGCGGAAAGAAUUUUUGUUCUAAUUUCAAUACAAUUUAGUUAUUUCAUCCAUUCUAACUGGACUCUUGUAGUCCCACGACAAAUUUAUGUCUAUUACCAACAAAUGCUCUUCGUCAUUAACUAUGUCUCCUUUAAAUUGUAUGAUCCAUAAACAAAUUUCAUUGAGGAGUACGGUAGAAAUCAUGCCUUAUUUCAUAACUCUCUAAAUUGACUUGUUCCAUUAACAAAUCUCAGUGAGUAGUACCGUAGGGAUCGUGUCCUAAAUUAUAAUAACUGAUUAGGUGACUUUGUUGCUUAGGUACAGCAUCCCAGUAGUGAACAGCCUCCUGUAGCGCAUACCUGCCCCUGUAUGGAAUAGCUUGGCCAGCGACACGCCGUCAAUUGGACGUACGGCGGCAGACUCAUUAUCUUUUAAUAAAGACUCAACCGUG